Bursaphelenchus xylophilus (pine wood nematode) is the source of this 2997-nucleotide messenger RNA. The record is from the annotation of a GenBank genome assembly. Lineage: Eukaryota; Metazoa; Nematoda; Chromadorea; Rhabditida; Aphelenchoididae.
AUGACCAGUUUCGACAUCAAAUUCCCCUUCUCUCAUCAAUCGCAAUCCGCGAUAUUUCUCGCCCUACUUCGGCACUUACAAAACCAUUUCCCUCCAACACACGCUCAGAUCAGAGACUACGGACUUUUUUCCGAUGAGAGCGGAAUUAUUCGAUGGAAAACUCGAAGACUCAUCGCGGGAUCAACAACCCUCACUCAUAACCCGCCUUAUCUUCCACCGGACUCUCCGAUCUUGGACUCAUACAUUCUUCAUCUGCACAUUCGGCAUAUGCACGCUUCACCUGAAUACGUGUUUUCCCUUUUGAGAGAGCUCGUAUUCAUUCCGAAAGCCAGAAGUAUAGUCAAAAGAAUUUUGAAGACGUGUCAACAUUGUAAAAAUUUGAAAGCGAAACCUUACGAACAACCACCUUUUCCUCCCUUUCCUCCACAACGCACCACUCCGUCACCCCCAUUUUCAUAUUGUGGAGUAGACUUCUUAGGGCCAGCUCAAGUAAAAGAUCACGACGGAUCCGUCAUUAAAGUUUACGCCGUUAUCUUUUGUUGCCUUUCCACUCGAUGCAUUUAUUUGGACCUAGCCCGCGAUAUGAGUGCAAAAUCUUUUCUAUUCGCUCUUCGUCGUUUUUCCGCACGCCGAGGGUUCCCAGUUCAAUUGUAUUCAGACAAUGGCCCGAACCUUACUGCCGUCGCAAGCCUGCUAGACCGCAACUCAAUAACCGGAGAAAUUAUCCUCAAUUCAAAAGUCGCUGAAUUUUUGCGUUCACAACAGCUAACAUGGAAAUUUUCACCAAGUUUUUCACCAUUCUCGAAUGGUUGGUUCGAAAGGCUGAUAGGCAUUGUCAAGUCGUCAUUAAACCGAGUGAUCGGUCGCCGGCUCUUGGACAUCGAAGAAUAUCAGACCCUUUUGACAGAGUCAGAAUAUAUUGUUAAUUGUCGGCCAAUAACUUAUUCAUCCAGCGAGGAAUCCCCUGUAAUUCGCCCCGCCGAUUUCCUAAAUCUCUCUGUAAUUCGCCCACCAUAUCCUCUAUCUCCGGACGAUCAUAACGAUCCCGACUGGAUUCUCCCAGCCGACGAAAAUUUGGCCAAAACACAGCUUCUAAAUCAAUGGAAAAACUCAAACACGCUCACUGACCGUUUGUGGCAUUACUGGACGUCGUCGUAUCUCACCGAACUUCAAGCGCGUAACAAGACCCAACAUCGUCAAGAAACGCCAUCAACCCUUUCACCUCAAGUAAAUGAGAUAGUUCUCAUCAAAGAGCAGCAGAUGCCACGUCACAUGUGGCGCUUAGGUCGCAUCACAAAAUUACAUUCAACCCCAUACCGAAGCGCAUCAUUAACGACCGUCUCUGCCUCCGGACAAAAAAGAAAAAUUACAAGGCCGAUUUCGAAACUCUGUCCCCUUGAACUACGCGCAUUGGCCUCAGUCGUUUGUCUAUUCGCUCUAGUAUUCCAAUUUGCCCAAGGGUGCUCUGAAACCCAAACUAUAAUAGGAUCGUCCGAAACAUGUUCCAAAUAUUCUGAUGACAAAAUCGUCUGCAACUUCAAGAAAUCUCUUGUCUUCUCAGUUCGGCCUCAGUCGAAAAUUAUAUGUCUCCAAAUUUCAUCGACCUUCGGAAACGACACCGCUUAUGCAAACUUAAUCAUAUCCGCACAAUCCCUUAAUUACGUUUGUACGCCAAGCACUGUCACCUUCACCCGCCCAUUCAAAAUUCACGUUGAAAAAUCUCACCGUUGCGACGCGGCAGCGGGGAGCCAGUGUCAAGCCAGCUUUUGUGAAUCGGUCACAUCAACAACCAACCUCAUCGACUUUGGAUCGGAAGCGAAUUCCCUACCCGGACACUCAAGAUGCAGCCGAUCCUGCGGAUGUAUCAGUUGCGGAUGUUUUUUAUGCAGCCCAAGUUGUCUCUUUUAUCGAUAUUACGCCAGUCCUGUUUCAGACGACAUCUUACACGCCUUCACGUGCGCAUCGUAUGACACAUAUCUGCGAGGAACUUUAGCUCUCGACCACAACCAAACCCAGUUCACGCUUCAGCACGGACAACAAUUCGAUUGGGAGAACAUCUCUUUAUCCAUUUUAUCGAGCUCCUACUCUCCCACUCCAAUCUUAGGCUACAUUUUCUUAACCAGUAUGAAGACAAACAAAACUGUUGCUUUAAAUCCAGCAUUGGUCUCUACCUAUAAUAAUCUCUUAAAGUUUUCUUGUCCUUCCAUCCAAUCAGCCCGACAAUUCAGAUGUGAAUUCCCAUCCUCUCUUUGCCAAUGUAGUCCAGACUUCUUUAGUCCUCGUUGUAAUUGUGCCGACAUCGACUUUUCGUCUCUCUUUGAGUCACGAGAUUUUGCCUUCCCCUUCUCCCGGGAGGGCAUUUCAAUGGAAAUGGAAGGAGAACGCCCGACAGCCAAGUCCAAUCAUGCCACUGAACUUAUCGUAUCGCUGGACCGAAACGUCACACUGUUGUUUCACCGGUCAAAAUGCGAAUGUAUCUUAUCGUCCGUGACCGGAUGCUUCAAUUGUCAACGGUCACCGAUGGUUAAUCUCAAAUGCCAGGCCAGCUUCGGGACUACAACGGCCGCCAUCAUCUGCAAGUCGGUCCAUGUACAACCGUUCCUCUGCCCACCACAACGAUCGUCCUUGAUGAUGCCUUUUUCCUCUAGAACUCAGGAAUUCGACGAAGAAUGCGUUGUCCAAUGCGCCGGAGGAAACACGACACUGAGAAUCCACGGCUCCCUGAACGCUUCCAAGCCAUUGAAUCCAGCCCCGGAGGGGGGCGAAAUUGCAAAGGACAAGACUCCUUCGUCUAGUUGGUCUGAAGUUUGGUCUACAAUCUUCAAUUUCUUAAAAGACCUCAAAUGGUACUAUUUUGUCAUAUUGGCCGGAGGUCUUGCAUUUUUAAUUUUACUUAUUGUAGUCUACAUCUCACCGUUCGCGCGGGAGUGUCUUCGCCGAACUCGGAUCGAGGCACUUUCCCCGAUCAUGCCCCGCCCCCAACACACAUUACAAUAA